CAAAUUGGUAUGACCUACAUCUAGACGUCUGCUUGCUCUAACAGGAACACUGAUUUAGGAUAUAGAGAGUGCAGUCUCUCAAUUUUCUUUUCAACUUGGAUUUUGGAUUGCAUUUUAUUUUCUGGUUUGUCUACAUUGUUUGUUCUUAUAAAAACUACAUCAAGCACUUUGCCUUACAUUAUCGCCUGACAAGGACAUAACGAUGUAAUGGUGUGGACAGGAUACUUUCUUUUGACAUUAACUCAACCAAUGUUUAUAAACAUUAAAAGAUUUCGAGUUUUUAAACUUUUCACUUGGAGUACUUAAACGUUGUUUUCUCGUCUAGAGAAUUGCAUUGGUCGCUACCUAUAUUAGUGAAGGAAACAAUUUGAACUUGUGAGUCAUCGUUAGAUAUAGGUUAUAGCUGUGAGUACACAGCUGGGGACGUGUAGGUACAAACUGUAUGAAGUUUUUUUGUUCAGACAUUUGCUGACGAUAGCAUAAUGCUCUAUAAACCAAAGAUCUACAAUGGCACUUUCCUUAAGCUAGGGCAGUGACAGAUAUGUCUGAAGGUCCCAUGAUUGACCUUGAUGAAUGGGACAAGCUUAUGAUCGUGCUGGGCUCCGUCCUGUUCCUGCUUCUAGUGCUCAUUAUCCUGGUGUGUGUUCUACACCCACUCUGUUACCUGCACAAGAUAUGCCCCUGCAAAUAUGAGGAUGAUGAAAAAGCUCUGCUGCAGCCAGCAUAUGGGUCGCUGUAUGACCCUGGCAUGUCCCCAGGCCGGAAAGGUCACUUUGUGAAAGGUAAACACGGUACUGUCUGGCAACCAAUGGUUCCGCUGAAAGAGUCUGAACUCUCGGACUGGUCAGAUAUCAGUGUGCCGGAAAUGAUUGAAUUAAAACAGGAUGGCGUUGGCCGGCAGAGAAGAACUUCUCGGACCAGCGACUACAGCAGCAGCGCCAGCACCGCAGUCUCUCCGGUGCAGCAUGAAAGUCGGCUGGCCUACGGCGUGGCGCACGACAGAGCCAAGGGCGUUCUGUGUGUCCGAGUCAUACAGCUGGGCAACUUCCGUGUGACUGAGCCUGAUGGUGCUACAAUGCCCUACGUCAAAGUUCGACUCUAUCGAUCACCAAAACAUUUUUUCACAUUCAAAUUGUCCUCUGCCAAUAAAGAUUUUCCGAUGAAUAACCUAGAAUCAGAAGUCCAGACCAAAAUUCUGAGACGGACAGACAACCCUUUAUUUAAUGAGUCUUUCAAGUUUCCAGUGGAUGGCCAUGACAUCACAGAGUACGCCGUUAGAUUUCUGGUCUGCGAUGUGGACAAGUUUUUAAGACACAUCAUUAUCGGUGAAACAGUGCGUGAUCUUUCGAAAAUCGAUCUUAUACAUGGAGAAGAAAUUCUUUUUAAUGACCUUUUAAUGACGCCACAGGAAGAAAAUCUUGGAGAGCUCCAUGUAGCACUGAUGUACUUGCCAACUGCAGAGAAACUAAGUGUCAUUCUGCUAAGUGCCAAAAAUCUCAGACCCAUAGAAGGAGCCAAAAGAAAUAUCGAGAUUUUCGCUAAGAUAACAUUGAUGCAUGACGGACGUCCUCUAAAGAAAACUAAAACAAGCGGCAAAGCUAGUGACCUGAGCCCAGUGUUUAAUGAGACAUUCGUCUUUGACGUGCCUGUGUAUCAACUGGACAAAGUUUACUUUAGUUUUGCUAUCAUAGGUGUUGAUAAGGACAAAGAAGAUGGAAGACGUUUGCUAGGUCGGCUCUACCUUGGAGUCAACUUUGAGGCGACUGCAAGAGCUCAAUGGUUGGAGAUGGUCAACAAUGCCAGGAAACAAGUUGGGUGUUGGCACAGACUUCAAAGUUAAUCAAGAUGCUGGCUGCUGUACCCAUAAAGUAAUUCACAUUUAAAUUAUUUUAACUUAUAAACAUCACAGCAAAAAAAGGAGUUGAAAAAUAAUAUGUUUGUUAUAAGUAUUGGCCUAAUUUUCUUCAGCAUUAUUUUGAAAUGCUGUAAUAUUUGUGAAUGUUUUUCUUAAAUAAAAUUAUUCGUUGGAAUACUAUUGUAAUAACUAUUUUAUUUAUAUUAAAUACUUUCGAAUUAAAGUAACUUUGACUAUUGUUACAAAACAUUUUCUGGGUGUCAUAAAAACAAAAAAAAGUCUGUAAAUGUAAAUGUUGUAUAACUUUGUUCCAAGUGCAAAUCUCUUUCUUUCAACUAUUAAUAUUUGUCAAUUUUUGAAUUACUUUAGUUCAUCAAUGAAAACAAUGUAGCUCAUAUUUCCAUGCAAGUUUUUUUAAAUACAUUUUUAAUAAGUGUUCAAAGUUGUUCACAUUUAGCAUCUCCACUCUCCGUAUACCAGAGAAUGCUUCAACAAAAGACGUUAAUUUUUGUGAUUAUAAAAUGUGUUUUUAUCUAAAGGAUUAAAACGUUACAUUCUUUCUGAAUUUAGAACGCUGAAAUUAUACUUGUCAAUGAUAAUACUAUAUUUCCUACUUACCAAUGUCUGUAUAUAUAUAUGAUAUAAAAAAAAAUAAUAAAAUAAUAAUUUAGAAAAAAGGCAAGGAUUUCAGCAAAUUAAAUAAAUCGAUUUUAAAGUACACAUAAAUUCAAUUUAUAGUCAAAUUCAUUUUAAAAAGUCUUUGAUAUGGCGAUUAAUGUGUUUUUUUUUUUUUUUUUUUUUUGGGGGGGGGGGGGGGGAAUUUUGAAGGAACUUUAAAAAAGUUAUAUGAUUAAUGUUUACGAGGCCAUAAAAUGGAUUAAAGUUGAAAUAAUUUACUAUCAUUUGUAGGAUUUCUUUUUUUUAAAUGGUCUCGAUUGAAAAUCACAUGACUAAAACGAUAUUAAAGACAGUUCCGUAAAACAAAUGAUCUUGUUUUUGUAUACUGUACCAUUGUGGCCUUAUAGACUAAAGUUCAUUAAUUAGUCUGCAACUUGAAACUCCGUAUUAUAAUUGUUACACUCUUUGUAUCCGUAAUUAUUUUCCACUUUCCAAUGGAAUUAUUCAUUUUGCUUAUUUUGUAUUUCCCUAUCCUGUUAGGAUUCAACUUCAAUAACUUUUGUUUGUUGGUUUUUUAUUAGAAAAUGUUAGAUUUGGUAAAAAAAAAAUUAAAUAGGAUUGCAUGUUCUUUUUACACAAAUUAAAUUUUAAUUUACAAAACCAAAAAUUAAUGUAAUUAUAUGGAGUUCAAUCAACAUUCGUAUUGUCAAUUAGGAGAGAGAGUAUGAUAAUGUAUCCGUAAAUAUCUUCUAGUAAACGUGUAAUAAAUAAUUUUAGCUUUGUAUAUUAUUUUCACGGUAAAGUGUUAUUUCAAUAGUUGUACUUUAAAUUACUCUUUUUUGUUUGAUAAUUCUAUUGAUCAUGUACAGAGUUCUGUUAAGCGUUUUCAUUUUAUUAUAUCAAUUGUGUAUAUGAGGUGUACAUUUUUAAUCAGUAUGUAAGUAUAAAUCAUGUGUAGAUAACGAAUGAAUCAAAGGUUUAAUAUGUUUGCUUAUGUUUAAUCGCUCUCUCCCAGAUUUUAUCGAUUAAAAUGAUGUUAUUUGUUUUAGUUUGUUUUUUGUUUGGCAAUUAUUUCUUUAUAACGCUCUGGCUAUUUGGCUGUGAUACUUGUACAUGGACAUUGAACUCUACAAAAUGUGUAUGAUUUUUAAUGAAGUUAUUCAAAUAUAUGGUUUAACUUUUUUUUUUCUUAUGGCAUAUGGAAAUUUAUAAUUAUGCUGCAGAACUACGCUGGUAAGACGUUUUGGAUAGUAUUAAAAGGAAAUUAUGUUACUGGGUAUUUCAAACUUCAACCUGAACUGUUCACGUUUAUUAGGGUUGUUUUAGAUAUGUACAAUAAAUGAAAUUACUUAAUUAAAAUAUUUAAUGCUUCUUCAAGUACAGUUUAUUAGUUGCACAUUGAUUGUUUAAUUUAAUAAUAUGAUUUUGUUUUCUGGGAAUAAAUGUGUACAUAAUGCAA
Molecule: messenger RNA, 3932 nt
Organism: Biomphalaria glabrata
Lineage: Eukaryota; Metazoa; Mollusca; Gastropoda; Planorbidae
Product: synaptotagmin-1-like
Exons: 9
Coding region: 542-1840 (432 amino acids)
Biological process (GO): regulation of dopamine secretion; regulation of calcium ion-dependent exocytosis; cellular response to calcium ion
Molecular function (GO): clathrin binding; calcium ion binding; phosphatidylserine binding
Source: RefSeq, a predicted model, not a curated record